This is a messenger RNA of Lecanosticta acicola, 1815 nucleotides long. The record is from the annotation of a GenBank genome assembly. NCBI's taxonomy places the organism in Eukaryota, Fungi, Ascomycota, Dothideomycetes, Mycosphaerellales, Mycosphaerellaceae.
AUGCCCUCCUUCGGCACCUCGACCUUGGGACGCUUGACGGGCAAGAGGCACAACCACCAGCACCACCACCCGCACAACAUCCCGCACAAUGCCAGUACGACCGACCUGACUCUGAAUCGCGGCCUGACCAGCGCCCACGCUGCUGGUGCUGGUGCUGGUGCCGGAGCUGGAGCUGGACCAGGCAUCGCUACUCCCACCACCACCACCACCACGACCACCCCCCUCAACGCUGCGGGCGACAUCCACGACAGGGGCCGCUGGAAUCCCCAUCGCCGUGACAGCAGCAUCCUCUCCCUCACCACCUCCAACCUCACCGAACUCGGCGGCAGCGUCAAGAGAAGCAUCAGCCUACGGAGCCAUCGCACCAACCUCAGCAGCGGCAGCAGCUUCGGACACAAGACGCGCAGUCCGUCGGGCGGCGGUAACAACGCCUUCACUCCGCUGAGCAGCACAUCUCCCGUCGAGAGCCCCGGGGGAAUCGCAGCGUUCAGCCCAUCCAAGGGCAAAGAGAAACAGCGGGAAGCGGCAGCUUCCCCCACCCGCACCAUCUCGGGUGCGCAGCAACCACAGCAAGCGAAAGAGCAGCCGCAGUCGCAGGCGCCAUUGCUCAAGCGCAAGAUCUCCCUGACCGCCAAGGGCUUCAGCCAGAGAUUCAAGUCGACAGAGGCCCUCCCACUCCUGAACAACCCCGCAUACCUCGAGAGCCUCAACAGCGCCCGCACACCUCCCGCGACCAGCCAUCCGAACGACGCUUCGAAUCCGAACGACUCUCCGCAUAUGCUCGUCAGCUCUACGCCCAAUGUCCCGGCCGGCAAGAAAGCGUCUGCUGCGCCCUCGGACGGCAGCACGGGCGGCGGCAGAACUACACUAGGCGUCAAUGCGCAGACCGCAUUCCAGCGCGAUAUCUCUUCUUCACACGGAGCCCCCAAUGGCGCAACAUUGGCGCAUGCCCCCACUACGAGUUCGAUUGCCGGCAGCGGGACCCUGAACGCGAAUACGAUAUACAGUUCGAUUCAUGAAACCUCGUCGAAGCGAAUGGCGACGAUUGACUACUUGCGGAAGCUGCAUGAGGGCGACAUCUUCUACUUUAGCACAUUACACUACUCGCCGACCUCGUUGUCCGCAAUGCCUUCACUGCAAGCACACAAGCUUGGCAGGAGAGCGACGAAUUACUUCAUCCUUGGACUCAGCUUGCCCGCACUGCUGGACAUGAACUCCGGCAACGCACUCGAAUACCUCAAAGCGCUCUCUUCGCUCCUGCAAGAGUUCGAGACAUACCAGAACCUCUCUGGCUACGACAGCAGCGGCAAUAGCUUUAGCCGCGGGCGCGUCGGACAAAUGUUCAAGAGCGGAAUCGGGCUCGGCAGUCGCGGUAGCAAAGGUCGUCGCUCCAGCACCAGCGUCGACACCAUGGCCGGAGCCCUCGAUCCACGCCAAGCCGAUCUCCUUGGCAUGCCCGUCGCAGGGCGCAGUCCCUCGGAUUCCACCUCACCGCACGACGCGUCCCCCAUCAACCCCACCGGCCACGAGUUCGCAUAUCUCCUCACCCCGCACCUACCCUUCGAACCCGAUUUCGGCACCACGCUUGCCACCCUCUGCGAUACGCUCAUCGAUGUGUACGCGAAACUGAUGGAUCUGGUGAGCGGGCCCGAGUCCUGCUCGGGCAGUGUCGGGACGGAGUUCGCCAAGGCAGACAAAGCGAUACGCAAGAUCUUGGUAGCGAAUGUGGUGAGGGAGUUUGAGGAUACGACUCGGAGCGGAGUGAAGAGUGAGAUGGCGGGGUUGGGGAAGUUGACGCUGGGGGGACUCAUGUAG